Molecule: messenger RNA, 1745 nt
Organism: Beta vulgaris subsp. vulgaris (sugar beet)
Lineage: Eukaryota; Viridiplantae; Streptophyta; Magnoliopsida; Caryophyllales; Amaranthaceae
Exons: 10
Coding region: 189-1472 (427 amino acids)
Cellular component (GO): cytoplasm
Source: RefSeq, a predicted model, not a curated record
AUAAAAAUUUCCAACAAAAUGGUUAGGAGUUGUCGUUUCACUUACGUCAAUAAACUUUUUUCUGUUUUCGGUUGGAAAAUCCUUAAACCCCUUUUGCCAAAUCCUUUCUUUUGAGGGUUUAAGCCCCCCAAACUUCCACUUGUAGACUCUCAAAUUUCCCCCAAAAUCUAUUGACAAAUCCCCUGAAAAUGGCUGCUAAAUUCAUGUUUUCUAGAAUCUCUGCAGCUAAAAUCAACGCUCCCUCCCAAUUGUUAAACCGUCUAAUACAAUUCCCUGCUUCUUCAACUCCAUUGUCAUACCAUCUCCUAAAAUAUAUUCACACUUCAUUUCUUGAUAAUGCAUAUAACAAAAAACCCAGAAAUUAUUCAAGGAGUAUGGCAUCAAUCCCUGAUUAUAAUCUUCAGGAUUCCGCUUUGGGCUUCGAUUCUCGCGUUCCUGCUACUAUUAUUACUGGCUUUCUUGGCUCUGGCAAGACUACUCUGCUGAAUUAUAUUCUGACUUCUCAACACGGAAAACGCAUCGCCGUCAUAGAAAAUGAGUUUGGGGAGGUAGAUAUUGAUGGUUCUUUGGUUGCUAGUCACGCGUCUUCUAAUGAAGACAUUGUUAUGGUUAAUAAUGGCUGUUUGUGUUGUACUGUACGUGGAGAUUUAGUGAAAAUGCUGUUGGAGUUGGUUGAGAAGAGGCGUGACAAAUUUGAUCACAUAAUCAUUGAGACGACUGGGCUUGCAAAACCGGGACCUGUAAUUGAGACAUUUUGCAGUGAUGAGAUGGUCUCACAUCAUGUAAAACUUGAUGGAGUUGUAACAUUGGUGGAUUCUAAACAUGCCAUGAAGCAUUUGAAUGAAGUUAAACCAAGAUUUGUUGUGAAUGAGUCAGUAGAACAAGUUGCUUAUGCAGACCGAAUCAUUAUAAAUAAGACAGAUCUGGUCACUGAGGCUGACUUGGAAGUACUAACAAAGAGAAUCAGUCAUAUAAAUGGGAUGGCACAGAUAAAGCAAGCGAAAUAUGGAGUUGUUGACAUUGACUUCGUUUUGGGAGUAGGUGGUUAUGAUCUUGACAGGGUUGAAUCUGCUGUUCGAUCAAAUGAUUCACAAUGUGCUAGUCAUGAACACGCACAUGACCAUGAACAUCACGAAGGCCAUCAUCAUGAUCAUGAUCACAAUCACGUCCAUGAUUCUGCUGUGUCAAGUGUUAGCAUUGUUUCGGAAGGAACUAUUGAUCUUGAUGAGCUUGAUGACUGGCUUGAAAGAUUGAUUGAGGAGAAGGGAGAAGACUUGUAUAGAUACAAGGGAGUUUUAGCAGUUGAUGGUUCUGAUGAGCGCUAUGUUUUACAGGGUGUACAUACUAUGUUGGACGGAUGUCCAGGCAAAACAUGGGCUCCGGAUGAAAAGAGGAUAAGCAAACUAGUCUUUAUAGGACGCGAUUUGGAUGAAACAAAGCUAAGAAAGGGAUUUAAAGGAUGCUUAGUGUGAAAAAUUAUGUCUUCAUUUCUAAUAGCAGCUGGUUCUGGCAUUAACAAUCUGAUGAUACAUGAAGGUUUGACAUCCUGUUCUUGUUGAAGCUUUUGUGUUAAUAUAGAACUUCUAAAGUAUCACACAAGAAGAUUUAUUUAUUGGUGUUAAAGAGCAACUAAGCAUAGUGAUGUACACAAGAUUCGAUCCGAGGUCGGCUACCACCUAGUUUACCAACUAAACUAGAUUGACAUCUAUAUUAAACAAGUAGAUACUCCUUCCAUUUUUAUUUAA